Lineus longissimus is the source of this 1621-nucleotide messenger RNA. RefSeq lists its product as uncharacterized. Lineage: Eukaryota; Metazoa; Nemertea; Pilidiophora; Heteronemertea; Lineidae. Bases 65 to 1612 code for a protein of 515 amino acids. The transcript is spliced from 9 exons. The record is from RefSeq and is a predicted model, not a curated record.
GGAACAAGGCAUCGUCACUCCUGCAACAUUCCAAAAGUUUAUUUGCGACAGGAUUAGAAAUGGAAUGAGACCUCAGCCGUCGCCAAAAUAUGCCGCAAUGCAAAAGACCAAAUGGAGUGCCAUAAGAAAGGCACAACUGCUGUGCACCGUGCUAAACCCUCUCCGUCGACCAAGUGCUCUUGAUCUAAUUGAAAGUGUGCCAUCAGCAGAAAGUCCUCCUCCAGCACCAUCUGAACCAUCUGUGAAAGAAUCGCGACAAAAGCCGACAAGUGUGCCAUCAGCAGAAAGUCCUCCUCCAGCACCAUCUGAACCAUCUGUGAAAGAAUCGCGACAAAAGCCGACAAGUGUGCCAUCAGCAGAAAGUCCUCCUCCAGCACCAUCUGAACCAUCUGUGAAAGAAUCGCGACAAAAGCCGACAAGUGUGCCAUCUGCAGAAAGUCCUCCUCCAGCACCAUUUGAACCAUCUGUGAAAGAAUCGCGACAAAAGCCGACAAGAAAUGUCUUUGAUCUAUUUGGAUAUCAAGCCAGCAGAGAAUGUUGGCCUACAGGGAACAAGCUUCAAGUGAAAACGAAUUACGACUUCAUACCCGGGGAUUUCCAUCAGGCCUCAGAGGAUGUAUUCAGUCAUGAUGCCGCUGGUUCCCAGUGCGCCACCAUCAGCGUGAUGGCCGUAAUAGCUUCAUACAUAAAGUCUCCGAAUGAUUGGACUACAAAUGACGUCAAUAAUAUUCUACUACAGGGUGAUCAAGCUCACACAAAAACCCUAGAGAAAUUGGGUUGGCCGUUCUUACGCAGAAAUUCUAAGUUGGAUUUAGAUGAACUUCCAGACACAUUAUAUUGUGGAAUGGAUGGAACUUCAGCUGAAGCAAGCAUCGGGCAUCGUGAUGAUGCCAUAUAUGGAUACGACAUCCGAACCUUAUUGCAAUCGGCAAUAUUACAAAGACCUGACGGUAGUUUCGUAAUAAGAUGCGGUGAUAAAUGUUGUGCAUUCCUGCACUGCCCGGAUGGAAAAUAUUGUCAUUUUGAUAGUCAUGCCUGCAAUUCAGAGGGCGUUCAAGAUCCACUAGGUGCAGCAUGUUUGUUACGUUUCAAGAAUGCUGAGGAAGCAAUCUCUCACAUAGAAGUCAUUGUUGCGGGCUGUGGGGCAGAUGGACAGUUUGAUAUCACACCCGUUUACGUGACCCUGCUUAAUGACACGCAUGAAACAGAUGUAAACGAGUGUCAUGGAGAUGUUUCUGUGUCCCUGAUGGAAGAAACACGUGUAACUGACUCAAAGAUUGAUGAUUCCUGCAGAAGAGACAGCAGUGGUGAUAACUUCCCAGGAUUUGCGCUACCCUCGCCCUUGGUAUACAAUGAAGAUGAAGAUUUACCCAUCUAUGAAUCAGGAAGGAAUACCAGAUACCCAGUCAGUGAGGCUGUAACAAUCUUGUUGUAUGGUAAAAAGUCAUGUUGUUCGAAGGUACCACUGAUGGUAAGGCACAAUUUAGCCUUUCUCAUUGAUGUUUCAAAACUUAGUGAUGUAAAUGAUGUAAAGUCUGACAUGAAUGGCACAUUGCCGCAUGUGCUUCGCAUUGCCAUAUGGACGAUACAGGUUACCGGGUCUGAAAAUUAACCUGUCAUC